AUGGAGCGUGUUAUGCUGCUUUCGUUCCUUCUGUUUGGGGCGAUUACAUCGACCUAUGCAGAUGGAAAAAAUGACCACCAUGUCUGUGUAGCCUGGUGUGCGUCUACAUUCGACAAUUCUCUGGCUGAAUGUAUAAUGCUUGCAGGGCAUGGAAAAGGCCCUUGUUAUGAGUGCGGUCCCUUGAAAUCCUCUGACAGCUGGCGAUUUCACAAUGGCAAGUGUGUUGAUGCUCGUGAUGACACGCACGAAAAGAGCACCAAGUUUGCGCCAACGACUUUGAAAACAUCGGUUGUGCGUUAUCCUACUGAGGCAUAUCCUACCAAGGCGUACCCUACCAAAUAUCCCACAAAGCUGUACCCUACUGAGGAAUAUCCUACCAAGGUGAAUCCUACCGAUUGGUACCCAACCAAGCAUCAUACGAAGCCAUAUCCCACUGAGGAGUACCCUACUGAGGAGUAUCCCACUGAGGUGUAUCCCACUGAAGUGUAUCCCACUGAUGUGUAUCCCACCGAUGUGUAUCCCACUGAUGUGUAUCCCACCGAUGUGUAUCCCACCGAUGUGUAUCCCACCGAUGUGUAUCCCACUGAUGUGUAUCCCACCGAUUGGUACCCGACCGAUGUGUAUCCCACCGAUGUGUAUCCCACCGAUUGGUACCCGACCGACGUGUACCCAACUGAGGUGUAUCCCACCGAAACUCAUAUCACCAAAACCAUGACCAGAACUAAAACUCGAACUCACACGCCUAGCACAUCAACUCGAGAGACUUCUGUUGGCCCUAUCACCACCACUACGACCACUGCUAGCCCAGUCACUACUACCACUACUACCACGAGCAAGCACCAGACUACGACAAAGCGCCAGACUACGACCAAGCACCACACCGCCACUGCAUCAUACUACGACCAAGCACCAUACCACCACCGCCAAACCAGUGAUGACUUAUCAUUAAACAACCACCGCUGCUGCUGUAGGCAUGUGACUACCAUCACUAUCUGCGCAGUUACCGUCACUCCUUAG
Messenger RNA from Histoplasma mississippiense, 1017 nucleotides. RefSeq lists its product with no specific name. The transcript has 3 exons. The record is from RefSeq and is a predicted model, not a curated record. NCBI's taxonomy places the organism in Eukaryota, Fungi, Ascomycota, Eurotiomycetes, Onygenales, Ajellomycetaceae. The coding region runs from base 1 to 1017 and encodes 338 amino acids.